Molecule: messenger RNA, 1457 nt
Organism: Spinacia oleracea (spinach)
Lineage: Eukaryota; Viridiplantae; Streptophyta; Magnoliopsida; Caryophyllales; Amaranthaceae
Product: putative F-box/LRR-repeat protein At4g15060
Exons: 4
Coding region: 316-1155 (279 amino acids)
Molecular function (GO): protein binding
Source: RefSeq, a predicted model, not a curated record
CUAGUUCUCCUCUUAAACUGCGCAGGGCAAAGUUCAUUCUCCUAUCAAUUUCAGACUUUCAGGAAAUUGCCGCACAACGACUUUCACCACAAACCUUACCACUUCAAUAAAUCUCGGUUUCGAAAUUUGCAACAAUGGCGGUUUCUCAUGUAUGUUUAAUCACUGCCAUUUUGGGGUGUAAAAUGGUUAAAUAACACCGAAAUUUUCAGACGAUAUGCUUAUGGUGGCCGAAUUCGUCGAAUGUUGUAAUCUGAUUAGGAAAUGUGGAUUAUGCUCGAAAAUUAGUAUUCAAAAAGCAAACAACCUAACUGCAAGAUGAAGAGAAAAAUGAAGAGAAAAAGGAUCACCACUAGUGCUGAUGUUAAUGAAGGUGACAAUGUGGAUUUAAUCAGUGGAUUACCUGAUGAUAUACUGGUCUACUUGUUAUCUUUUUUGGAAAUGAAAACAGCAGCAAGAACUAGUCUUCUUUCCAAAAGGUGGAGCUAUAUUUGGACUUACCUAGUUCAUUUGGAUUUUGAUGACCCUGGUUUUCACUUAAUCGAGGGCAACCCGACUUGUGAUCAAAUAGAUAAAUAUCAUCAAUGGGUUCACAAGGUAAUAACCACCAAUCGUGCCUCAUGGCUAAGUACUUUCAGAAUACAUUUCCCUCUCAAUAGCUUAAAUGUUGCUGAUAUUAAUAAAUGGGUUAGAUUUGCCUUAAGCAAAGAUGUUCGUAACCUGGAGUUGAACUUGUCACCUUGGGGGUUGACCACUGAGGUUGAUGGUUACAUACUCAGGUGGAGGUUCCUCUUCUAUCAGCCUGUUUAUACUUAUAAACAUCUUACUUACUUGAAAUCUCUACAUUUGGAAGCAUUAUCUGUGGUGGGAAAUGUGAUUGAACAUGUUUUGUUUAAUUGUCUCAAUCUUGACCGCCUGAUGUUGAGGGAUUGCCGAUUUUACUCCAUUGGUGUUUUCCUCGAAACUAAACUUGUUGUUUCCUCCCUUAGUCUGAAACACUUUGAGUUAUCUCACUUCUUCGGAGUUCUUGAAUCACUCCAGAUUUCUGCUCCAAAACUUUCUUCAUUUAUAUUUAUGGGUUGGGGGAAAGCAGUAGUAGAAUAUAUUCAUGUUCCAGCACUUGUGAAUGUGACCUUUGGAUAUGCCUAUAGGCUAUAGCCGUCACCUUUUCCAAAAUUUUCACGUCUUUUCAGUUUUCUCUUCUCAACUUCAGCAACUCUCUUUUAAGAGGUCUCAGGUUAGUUCCUUAACUUCAGUAGUAUGUUCUACCUAACUAGGUUUGGGUUUUUCUAAUUUUCUCUCUUAUUUUUUUGUAGGCACGUCCUAUUCCAAGUCGAUUUCCGCCUUUUCCUAAUGUUAAGCAAUUGGACAUUGAAGUUGCUGAUCCAGCAGACGGUGGUGACAGCCUUCUUGAUUUUAUCUCUUUCAUUCAGGCGUGCCCUAUGCUGCAUACCUUCAAG